CUUUGGCUGUUUAUCUGGCCAAAACUGGGGAGUUUGUGUUUGUUUUGGGGUUGGGAAGUCAAUGCCUCCCUAUUCUUAGUCUGUCGAUCGUGGAGCCAUGGAAAGGAAGUCCUGACUGCCUCUGCACUGAACCCCGCCUCCCAUGGCUGCUGCCUGCUGCACCAAGGCUGGGGCCCUCUUCAAGCUCACACUGGGGCUGACUCCUGCAGCAGCACCCAGGGCUUCUGGGAUAGGGGUCGGGAACUCCCAGCGCUGUUAUGUCUUUGCCUUCUUCCCCUGGACUACUAGUAGGGAUUGGUGCAGAGGGGAAGGAGUAUGUUAUUGGCCCCCUACUAUCUCUCGCUUACCCCAGCCCCGUGCCUCUUCAACUUCUACUUCCACCUCCACCUCCACCUGUCUUCUCUGUCCACAGGACACUCUCAGCGAUGGCCUGAAAACUUGUUACAAGUAUUUGAACCAGACGAGCCGCAGCUUUGCAGCAGUUAUCCAGGCACUUGAUAGCGAGCUGCGCAAUGCUGUGUGCAUAUUUUACCUGGUUCUUCGAGCUCUGGACACUGUGGAAGAUGACAUGACAAUCAGUAUGGAAAAAAAGGUCCCAUUGUUGCAAAAUUUUCAUUCUUACCUGUACCAGCCAGAUUGGAGGUAUAUGGAAAGCAAUCAAAAGGAUCGGCAAGUCUUAGAGGACUUUUCAACGGUCUCCUUAGAGUUUCGAAAUCUGGCGGACAGCUAUCAAGUGGUGAUUAAUGACAUUUGUCAAAAAAUGGGGCAUGGAAUGGCAGAGUUUUUGGAAAAGAAAGUGAACUCCGUGCAGGAAUGGGAUAAGUACUGUCACUAUGUUGCUGGACUAGUAGGGAUUGGCCUUUCUCGUCUGUUCUCGGCUUCAGAGUUGGAAGACUCCAUUGUUGGACAGGACUUGAAGCUUGCCAAUUCUAUGGGUCUGUUCCUACAGAAGACAAACAUUAUUAGAGAUUAUUUGGAAGACUUGAUGGAGGGGAGAGAGUUUUGGCCCCAAGAGGUUUGGAGUAGGUAUGCCAAGAAGUUGUCUGAUUUAGCUAAACCAGAGAAUAUUGACUUGGCUGUCCAUUGUCUAAAUGAACUGGUUACUAAUGCUUUACAGCACAUCCCCGAUGUCCUCACCUAUCUUUCCCGACUGAGAAAUCAAAGUGUGUUCAACUUUUGUGCUAUUCCACAGGUGAUGGCUAUUGCUACUCUGGCUGCCUGUUAUAACAACCAGCAGGUGUUCAAGGGGAGGGUUAAGAUUCGGAAGGGGCAAGCAGUAACAUUGAUGAUGGAAGCGACCAACAUGCCAGCUGUCAAAGCUAUUAUGUACCAGUAUAUGGAAGAGAUUUAUCAAAGAAUUCCAAGCUCAGACCCAUCUUCCAGCGAGACAAAGCAGAUUAUCUCCUCUGUUCGGAAACAGAAUCUUCCCAGUUGUCAACUAAUCUCUCGGAACCACUACUCCCCUAUUUACCUGUCGUGUGCCAUGCUUUUGGUUGCACUAAGCUGGCAAUAUCUCAGCACCAUGUCCCAGGCCACAGAAGAAUAUGUUCAAACUGGAGAACACUGAUUUAGAAGUCAGCUAAAGUUCAAUAUUCAAUGGAAUAUUUUUAAAGGAGUUUUUUUCCUUUUAUCCUUUUAAAACUCUACGAUGGCAGAAACUGAAAUGCUGUUGACAAGAAUGUAAUAAAAGUGGAUGACCUGAUCUGUUAUUCUACUUAGCUGGCAGAAUUUCUACAACUUUGUUCAAUUAUAUGUGAGAUUGCCAGAGAUUUGUUUUCAUAGGAAUCCUCCAUUAUAGGAUUAUAAUGAAAUAUAUUUAACUGGACACCCAGUCUAGUAAAAGAUUUGUGUGUGUGUGUGUGUGUGUGUGUGUACGUAUGUGUGCGUUUGUGUUUUUCUGUUUUCUGAAUGUAUAGAUCUUUUUCCUCAUUACUCCUUUUUUUUUCUUUUAAUGAUUUGAACAUAGAAUGAAUGUCAUUAAUGUUUAUUAAGAAUAAGUAAUCAUCAUCGCAUGAGGGUCAGAGGCUAAUGAUUUUCUUUUUUUGAAGGGAGUUUUGUUUCAAAAGAAAAAUAAUGGCUAAUUCCUGUAUAGUACCUGAUCCCAUUCUAGGAGGUGAAGAUCAUCUGCUUGCCUCUAAUAAAGGCUAAAAUUUGUAAAAGUUUCUAUAAUAAAUAUUUUUAAUACCCUA
Molecule: messenger RNA, 2189 nt
Organism: Phascolarctos cinereus (koala)
Lineage: Eukaryota; Metazoa; Chordata; Mammalia; Diprotodontia; Phascolarctidae
Gene: FDFT1
Product: farnesyl-diphosphate farnesyltransferase 1
Biological process (GO): cholesterol biosynthetic process; farnesyl diphosphate metabolic process
Cellular component (GO): endoplasmic reticulum membrane
Molecular function (GO): squalene synthase [NAD(P)H] activity
Source: RefSeq, a predicted model, not a curated record